This is a messenger RNA of Chlamydomonas reinhardtii, 3054 nucleotides long. RefSeq lists its product as uncharacterized. Gene Ontology annotation, biological process: chaperone-mediated protein complex assembly. The coding region runs from base 55 to 2640 and encodes 861 amino acids. Gene Ontology annotation, molecular function: ATP binding. Lineage: Eukaryota; Viridiplantae; Chlorophyta; Chlorophyceae; Chlamydomonadales; Chlamydomonadaceae. The transcript is spliced from 15 exons. The record is from RefSeq and is a predicted model, not a curated record.
GAUCAGCCACUUCACCACAGCAAAUGCAACACUGAGUAUCACAGUAUCGUCUGCAUGGCGCACCUGGGCGCGUCGCUGGCGUCGCUGGCGCACGUCGAGCAUGUGGUCGCGGAAACGUUCGGUCCACACGGCCUGGACCAGCUCCUCACGGACGAAGCCAACCAGGCCACCAUCACCAAUGACGGAGGCGUUAUCUUGUCGUCAGCGGCGCCGGAGGACCCGCUAGCGGCGCUGCUGCUCAAACUGGUAACGGACAGCUGCGCAGCCACCGGUGACGGCUGCAAGCGGCUGCUGACCAUGGUACUGGCAGGGCUGAGGCAGUUCCUGCGGAGUGGUCUGCACCCGCUCAUGUUCCAGGCGCCUCUGGCGGCACAGGUGCUGGAGUGUGUGGUGCCCGGCGCAGUGCUGCACGUGCCCCUGGCGCCGGGGUACGAGGCGGAGGCGGCGGAGGCGGUUGGGGCGCUGGUCGCCACCCACCUGGGCGGCAAGCUGGGCGGCGCGGCGGCGGCCGGCCACCUGUCCCAGUGCCUGCAGGAGCUGGUCCUGCUGCAGCUGGAGGCCGCGGCGCGUGCCGGCAUCUCCGCCGCACAGGCGCUGGCUGGCCUGAGUGCUGAUCCGCCGCUGGUGCGGCUGCCGGGUGCCGCCCCCGACCAGUCGCGGCUACUGCCUGGGCUGGUGUUGCGGGAGGGGCCCUUUGGCAGCGGAGCUGUGCCCGCCAUGGCGGCGCUGGCCAGGGGCCCUGUUCCCUUCCUAGCGCUGACCUGCCCCCUCGAGGGGGAGGCCAUCGGCAUUGCGGACACGUCAGCAGCACGGGCCACAGCAGGCAGGGCAGCAAUGGCAGCUGGCGAGGCUGUAGCAGCCGACGGGGACCAGCACCACCACCACCAGCAGCAGCAGCAGCAGCAGCAGCAACAACCGGCUGUAGCCGUGCUGGUGAGGACCGCCGCGGAGCGGCAGCAGGCGCAAUCGGAGCUGCUGUCCCAACUGCGGCGGCGGCUGGCAGCCGUGGCUUCACGCGGCGUCAAGCUGCUGCUGCUAUGCGGCAGGCCCCCGGACCAGGCGGCGCAGCUGUGUGCGGAGCAGGGGCUGGUGCUGGUGGCGGGUCUUGAGGAGGAGGAGGUGGCGCGGGCGUGUGCUGCUGGCGGCACUGUCCCCCUCACCCGUGCGGGGCCUUCGGAGCUGGCCGCAGCUCCCGUGGGCCGGGCGGCGGUGGCGCGAGUGAUAGGGCUGGGCGGGCGGCGGGCACUGCUGCUCGAGUUCGAUGAGGCGGCCUGCGCUUCCGGGCAGGUGGCGCGCUCGCUGCUGCUGUGCGGCCCCACGGAGGUGGCGGUGCGGCAGUCGGCUCGCGGCCUGACGCGGUGUCUGGUGUCGCUGUCGGCCGCCGUGGGCACCAUGGCGCGCCCCCACACCCCGCCUGCGGCGCACGCUGCAGAAGGCGGGGCGCCCCAGGGGCAUCAAGAGGGCAACGGGGAUGAGUGCGGCGGCGAGGAAACGGUGGAGUGUCUGGUGUUUGUAGCGGGCGGCGGCGGCUUUGAAGGACUGUUGGAGCUGCAGUUGCGGGAGCUCUUGGCAGUUGCUACUCGGGGACCGGAUGCAGCAGCGGCGGAGGAAGAGGAAGGGGAGGAGGAGGAGCAGGAGACAGAUGAGGUGUGUGCUGGGGACGGCAGGGAGGCCGCUGCAGCAGGGCACCGGAAGGCGGCAGUGCGGCUGUCGCCAGCGGAGGCCGCAGCGGUGGGCGAGGCGGCGGCUGAGGAGGCGGCGGCGCUCAGCCAGUUGGCUGGCUCGCUGCGUGUGCUACACGCCAUGGCGGCGGCAGUGCUGCUGUCACUGGCAGGCGGCGGCGGCGCGAGCUCAAGCGGGAGCGAGCGGACGGCAAUGGACAAGCGGCGUCAGCGGGAGGCGCUGCUGCAGGUGCAUGCGCUACGCCGGGCUCAGGCGGCAGCCCUAAAGAGUGGCCUCGUGUCCACGGCCGGACUGGUGGUGCCGGCCGCCGCCUUCUCCCACUGCGGCCGGGCACUGCACCGCACGCGCGCCGAGGCGGGGCACGCCUCUCCUGCCGACAGCCGUCCAGCUGGCGCCGCCGGCAGCCGUUCUGGGAAUGGACAGAUUGGUCGCAGCAGUGUACAAACAGGGACGACUGGGACAGGAGGAGUAGGGGGCGGGAAAGGCGUGGCUGGGGGAGUGCCGGCGCUAGCAGCGGCAUCGGCAGCACAAGCUGGGGCAGCGGCUGCGGAGCCAGGCGGCGGCAGGAGCGGCGCUGGAGGUGGUGAUGGUGCUGACGGCGGCGGCGUGCGGUGGCGGCCGCUGCUGGGCGGGUACGACUUCGUGGCGGCUGACGCGGUGUCGCAUGGCGUGCUGGAGCCGGCGGCGGUGGCAGCGGGGCUUUGGAGCGCGGCGGUGGAGGUGCUGGUGCAGGUGCUUCGUAUUGACGGCGGGGCGCUGUCGGCUCUGCGGUGCCCCAGCACCAGCAGCGGCGCCGCGCGGCUACAGGUGGCAGGCGCUGCGCCGGCGGCCAAACCGCGCGUGCGGCGAGGCGGCAGGUUCGGGCGCGCUGACGGCGGCGGCGGUGGCGGCCGCCGGGGCAGCAGCAGCAGCAGUGGCUACAGUAGCGACGGCGGGGGAAGUGAGCACUCAGACUGAUUGGCUGCCGACUGACCCGACAUCCCUCGAGCGGGCUGACCGGGACUGGGGGACACGUACGUGCUUGCAGCUGCGGGGUGACGCACCGUGUUUCAUGCUUGUGUCGUGAACCAAGUUGUGUGGGCCUAGGGUGUUUCUGUAGUAACAAUCGCAUGCAACCAUGUAGCUGGAGGCCGGGUGCUGUCGCAGUGGUGUACGUGUACUGUAUCGUUUGGCACAACGGUUUUGCAAUGGUUGCAAUGGCACAGACAUAUAGUGUGUACAGGCAGGUGCUCUUCAUGACUGGUGCUGAUUGGCGCACAGACUGGAUCGUGGACUGGAUGUCUGGGAAGGGACAGAGUGAUCACUGUUUAGGUUUUAUAAGUUUGGUAUGACGACAGGGACCCCGUCGUGUUCGUUUAACGUCCAACGCUC